Messenger RNA from Phytomonas sp. EM1, 2457 nucleotides. Lineage: Eukaryota; Euglenozoa; Kinetoplastea; Trypanosomatida; Trypanosomatidae. The record is from the annotation of a GenBank genome assembly.
AUGGAGAACGAUCCUCAGUUUUUAGUUUGUGAUGAGGAAAACCUCGAUGAGUCCAAAGCCUCCGCUGUAAAGCAUCGAAUAGGAGUUGGAAGCGAGCCAGCACUGCCCGUUCAUCUCGAGGAGGGCUUUGGGGCGUUACGUGCACUACAAAAACGACUUAUUGAGCAGAAUCAAGGGAUCAAUUCGACCUUUCGUGCACUCAUACCUCAAGUAGAAUCCGCUAUUGCACUAAGUUCCGUGAAGAUGACUCCGAAUGCCGCUGCAUCUUUGGGAAGUACGAUUCUAGGUGCCUAUUUAAAUACGCUACGUGCGAUGAAAAACCUCUUUAUCUUUUUGUUUGAGAGUGUUUACGUCCAUCAACUUGAGAGCUCUUUCGAAUUUCUUGAAAAGGUGGAGCAACUUCUUCAGUUUUUAGAUCGUGAAAACCAGGUCCAACCAAAUGAAAGCAAACACGAACAACAACCUUUACCAUCCUCAAGCACUGAUCCGUAUCUGAAAUUGUCGAAGGUCGCUCAUUCCACUAUUAGAAGUUUGAGGUGGCUGCCGUUACACGUGCAUCGACAACAGGGCCACUCCCUUAAGGACUUUAUCCCCUUAUAUUCACCCGGUGCCAAAGCCACGAUGGAGGCUUCUGAGGGGAGGGGGACCACUGGGGCCUCUUCAACCCUUUCGACGCGUCUUGUUGUUCCCAGAGCACAAUUGGGAGCUGGCCCGUCUCACCCGUCUAAUUCAUUUAAGGUAAUCUUUGCAAUAUCUUCAGCAUACUUGGCUCCUGACCGCGAGGAGAUUCUGCAUAUUCUGACGGAUCGUCUGCAUGCAACAGCGGUAGUUUUGCCUAAGAUGGCGAGGGAUAUGGAGGAGGCCAUGGCUAUACUAAUAGGUUGCCUUUUCCUCGUAACGCCGCUGCCUCGUGCGGAGAACUCUCGUAUAUAUUGCAUACGCAAGGAGCAGGUUGAAGAGUAUACACAGGUUCCCCCGAGGCGUAAAGGGGGCAGCGAUGCCUCGGCGCUGUGGCAGCAUUCCAGCAAAUCGCGUGCUGUCGAGGCACAUUCUGAUGUUGCGCUCGGUAUUGACGACAACGGGCUCGAUGAGGCCGAUGCUGAGCUUAAUUCCCUGUUGAGUAAACUAGAUGAAAUGCCGACCCUGGGUUUCGAUCCUAUGGGAUUCCUUUCAACCAUUCAGGGCACCCCACAAUCUCAUCAAACACAACUGAUGUGCGGUGACGGCGCUACCGCACCACCGGUGCCAGGCUCUGUGACGUUGGUAUCUCGACGCGAACUCCAGGAGUCUGCGAAUCCUCCACGAAUCUUUAUCGGCGGGAGCAGAAAGCGUACGAGCGCGCGUGCCGACUCUGCCAAGGGCACCGUGGUCAUAGAGCGGGCCAGCGCACUCACGCACACGGCGCCUUGCGAGGAUGAGACGCGUUUGGGGUCGACUCUAGAAGAGCCGGCCCUCCCAGGCGCCGAGGCCAUGCUCACGCCAGAGCGGUCCCCCCCCCUCGAGUCUCAAUUCAUCCAGUACAAACACCGGGCCGAGGAUUACUCCUACCACGACCAUGCCCAUGCGAUGCUCGAGGCGCAGGAGCGGGAUCUGUUGCAGUCGCGCCCGCCGCAUGAGUGGUUGUUCCAAAUCGGCAGCUCCUGCAAGGAGCUGCGCCGCGACUUGGUAGCGGACAUCGAGCGUCUUGGGUCUCAGGUUGACAGCGGUACGCCGUACAAUCCCCGCACGACGCAUCUGGUGGUGCUCGAAGGGAUCACGGAGCGCACGGAGAAGUAUCUUUGUGCGUGCGCUGCGGGCAUCUUCAUAGUGCCGCCGCGCUACGUGUUCGACUCAUCGCGGCGUGGCCACUGGCUGCUUGGGCGGAUGGGGGAGUACGACAUCAACCCGCGGCACAGUAAGGGGAACGUCGGUGUGACGCCGCCCCCGUUGCGGCGUCCUUUUGCGUCUUGGAGGGUGCUGCUUCUGACGAGCCAAUCCUUCGUCGCCAGCGGCAUCAGCGCCGUACUGCGGGCUGGGGGGUGCACUCACAUGCACAGCUUUGUGUUUGACGGGGGGGACCGCGCGUGCGGCGCCGGGGGCGCGAGGCUGCCGUCUGAGAGGCCGGAGGGGGAUUCGACACGACGGGAGGAGAAGCCUCACAGCGCCGAUCUUUCGGUGUGUGGCGUGACGAAGGGGCUGUGCGCGUCCAGUCAGCUGGGGGAGGAACUUCUGGGGCAGUGCUCACACAUUUUGGUGGAGUGCGAGACGGUGUCGGAGACCUCCACGACGGAUCACUUCGACCUGCCGGUGUGGUUCCCCACGCAACUCCGAUGCCCGGCGUAUUACCCCCUCGUGUUCACGUUGGAGUUGCUAUAUCACUGUCUGUGUGUGAACCCUGGUGAUCUGUUUGAUGCGGACGGGGCGGUGGUCAACGAGGCGUUGAUCAGUGAUGCAUGCCGAUUGGAGCCUUUUUCGUAG